Dermacentor silvarum is the source of this 2330-nucleotide messenger RNA. RefSeq lists its product as uncharacterized. The record is from RefSeq and is a predicted model, not a curated record. The transcript has a single exon. The coding region runs from base 108 to 2330 and encodes 740 amino acids. NCBI's taxonomy places the organism in Eukaryota, Metazoa, Arthropoda, Arachnida, Ixodida, Ixodidae. Gene Ontology annotation, molecular function: nucleic acid binding.
CGGCCAACCCUGGCCUAGACGCCCCGAUCUCUUUAGCGGAGGUCCGUGCAGAACUCAAUCGCCUCAAGACCAAUUCUGCGGCCGGCCCCGACCGCAUUUCUAACACGAUGCUUAGGAAUCUAGAUGACGCCUCUAUUCACGCCCUCACCGACUACCUUCAAGAGUGUUGGGCGAGCGGUACCAUCCCGCAGGAAUGGAAGUGCGCCAAGCUAGUCUUCAUCCCCAAGCCGGGAAAACCACCCACCUUGGCCAACCUCCGUCCCAUCUCUAUCACGUCCUGUGUUGGGAAGUUAAUGGAACACGUUAUCCAGUCCAGACUUCUUCGCUACCUCGAAGACAACCACCUCCUACAAGACACGAUGUUCUGUUUCCGUCCUCACUUAGCAGCCCCCGACAUAAUGCUUCUUCUCCAUCACCAGGUAGUCAUGCGUCGCACACUACACACGAAAGUCAUCGUCGGCCUCGAUGUUGCCAAGGCCUUCGACAAUAUCCUCCAUGAAGCGAUUCUUCAACAACUCCAGACUCUCGGCGUCGGACAUCGCACGUAUGCAUACGUCCGAGACUUCCUGACCGACCGCAAGAUACAACUCAGCGUCGGCACGGGACAUCCCUCCAUCAUCUCUCCUGGCAACCGCGGCACGCCGCAAGGCUCAGUGCUCUCGCCGCUGCUUUUCAACGUUGCACUGAUAGGCCUGCCCAAGCUUCUGGCUGACAUUCCCCACUUACACCACAGCGUUUAUGCUGACGAUCUUACUCUUUGGAUCACACACGGCAGUGACGGCGAGAUCGAAGAGACUCUCCAGACCGCCAUCGAUCGGGUCGGAGGCUAUCUGGAUACAGUUGGCCUCAGCUGCUCGGCGACUAAGUCAGAGUAUUUAAUCAUCCCGUCCCCAGGACGACGCCCACCAAAAAUACUUCCUGAGAUCAACCUCCAGGUGCAAGGAAACCCCAUCCCUCGUACAGAUCACAUCAGGAUUCUGGGCCUACACCUACAGGCAAACGGCAGCAACAAUAUAUCGCUCCAACGCAUCGAACAGUCGGUGCUACAGAUCGGACGUCUUCUCAAGCGAGUCUCCAACAAGCACCGAGGUAUGCGAGAGUGCAACCUCCUGCGCCUCGUCCAAGCCUUCAUCUGCUCCCGCAUCACCUACUCCGCACCUUACUUACGUCUCAUCCGCGCCGAAAGCGAACGGCUAGAGGCGUCACUUCGAAAAGCAUACAAGACGGCCCUGGGUCUUCCCAUGUCAACAGCUACUCACAAGCUUAUGGCUCUCGGCAUCUCCAACACCGUGAGCGAACUGAUCGAAGCUACCCUCACCGCCCAAUACGAGCGGUUGUCACUCACACACGCUGGCCGCGCGGUACUGCAGCAAGUUGGGAUCUCACCAACGAGGGCGGCCCCCAAUUAUAUUGACCUUACACAGGAAUAUCGUCAAAAUCUCCGAAUACCUCCCAUUCCCAAACGGAUGCAUCCGGAACACCACGCCGAGAGACGGGCCGAUCGUGCACGACAGUUCGAGAAACGCUUCAGUGGACGUCCAGAUGUCACGUAUACGGACGCCUCUUACCACCCCUCGAAACCAGCGAUGGUGGCGGCAGCCCUCGCCCCGCACCGUAGCUGGUACACAGCCUGCAGCAUUCGCAACGCAGAAACAGUCACCGCAGCAGAGGAGGUUGCCAUUGCGCUUGCGCUAGCUGAUCCUAUUACCAAAGUCGUCAUAAGUGAUUCUCAACAGGCGAUCCGCAACUACGAUGCCGGCCGUAUCUCUCGCCCGGCAUCACACAUUCUGCAUUCUACUCCCCCCUCCUCCACAUCCCGCUUACUCCUGUGGGCUCCAGCCCAUGAAUCGCUCAGGGGAAACGUCCAGGUGCAUACACUUGCUCGAGAUCUUAGCUGCCGAGCCGAGUGUAGGAUCCACCGCCCCGGUUCCCCUGACACCACUAUCUCGCGCCAUUCUCUACUCACCACUUACACGGACAUCCUCCAGUACUACCGACUCGGGAGAUGCAUAUAUCCUCCCGCACACCGUGAUCUAACAAGGCGCGAGGCCGUCCAAUGGCGCAAACUACAAACAGGUAGCUUCCCACACCCCCUCUUAUACAGUAAAAUCUUUCCGCAACAAAUAACGCCUCUUUGCAAACACUGCUCAGCUCAGGCCACUCUCAUACACAUGGCGUGGACUUGUACGCACGACAACACAGACAAAACAAACACCCCAGAGUCGUGGGAGUCCCUCCUGCGUAGCUCCGAGCCAGCAGACCAACGUCGGCUCAUCCAGCGUGCGGUGGAGGCCGCAGAAUCCCAAGGGAUCCCCGCCGACCUCCUCUAA